AUGACGUUUGCGGAGGACGGAGAUCGCGCAAGGGACAUGUUAGAAGUCGUUCGCAAGACCAUGUUUGAUUAUGUUCGUGCCAUUGACAUGGUGGACUUUGUCCGAGCAAACGACAUGGUGGAGAUGUUCGCAGACAUUCAGAAGCUACAAUCCCUGAAUCAGCAGGUUGGACCCUAUGGACCUGCGAUUGGCAACCUCAAUGUUGGAGUCCCCGACUGGCAGCCAGGCUUUGGACCUUACGACAGCUAUGGCCUCCAUCCAACCCAAGACGGCGGCAAGCCUCUCAUCGUGGGCUCAUCCACUGGAAUGCCUAUGGUUCUUCCUUGA
Molecule: messenger RNA, 327 nt
Organism: Guillardia theta CCMP2712
Lineage: Eukaryota; Cryptophyceae; Pyrenomonadales; Geminigeraceae
Exons: 5
Coding region: 1-327 (108 amino acids)
Source: RefSeq, a predicted model, not a curated record